AGGUGUGCAAAUCUGUUAUUCUUGACGCAGCCGUCGGAGAGGAAUACGGCGUACUCCUUGUGUGGUGCAGUCAAAUAGAAAGAUGAUCCUCCGGGCGAUUGUCAUUACUGUAUUUUGUUUGGUGAUCAAUCUAAACAGCUUUGGCGACUCGAAGAUUGCACCGGACUACAUCCAUCCAUGCGACACGGUUGAUCCAAAAUGCCUCACCAAAGCGACGAACGACGCUAUCCCUGACUUCGUGCAGGGCAUCCCUGAGCUAGGGCUUGAGGUUCUGGACCCUUUCGUGACCGAGAAGCUGUCGAUACCGCUGCAAGGGUUGACGGUGACCUUCCACCAGGGCGCAGUAUCUGGCUUUAGGACUUGCAUUGCUGAUAAUGUCGUGUCAAUUCUGGAGAAGAGGAAGUUCAUAUUCGAGUUCCACUGCAACAUCACUGUGAAAGGCCGGUAUGAGGCUAAGGGCAAGCUGUUGCUCUUUCCUAUUGACGGCGCUGGAGAUGCCAAGAUAGAAUUGACAAAUCUCCGUAUGAAAUUGGACAUAAACACGAAAUAUAUUAAGGACAACAAAGGGCAAGUUUUCUUCGGCAUCAGAAACUACAAAUACAAUUUCGAGUACGGCGACAAAGUCACAUUUGAUUUGCAAAACCUGUUUAAGGAGAGCAAAGAAUUGAGUAACACAGUGUUGACCUUCUUGAACGAGAAUUGGAAGACCGUAGCAGAGGAAUUCGGCAAACCCAUCAUGGACUACGCUGUAGAACUCGCUCUCAAGACCAUCAUCAAGUUCUUCCAUGCCGUGCCAAUCAGUGAACUAGUAAUCGUGCCAUUGCCUAACCCACUGCCUGGCGUAAAUUAAGCUAUAAUAUAGGAAAGAAUAUGCUCAAUAAAUAGUAUUAUAUUUUUGUA
Molecule: messenger RNA, 900 nt
Organism: Aricia agestis (brown argus)
Lineage: Eukaryota; Metazoa; Arthropoda; Insecta; Lepidoptera; Lycaenidae
Product: circadian clock-controlled protein daywake-like
Exons: 5
Coding region: 83-850 (255 amino acids)
Source: RefSeq, a predicted model, not a curated record